Messenger RNA from Amphibalanus amphitrite, 4776 nucleotides. Its product is annotated as fibrillin-1-like. Gene Ontology annotation, molecular function: calcium ion binding. The record is from RefSeq and is a predicted model, not a curated record. Lineage: Eukaryota; Metazoa; Arthropoda; Thecostraca; Balanomorpha; Balanidae. Bases 60 to 3983 code for a protein of 1307 amino acids. The transcript is spliced from 25 exons.
UAACGUCCAGUAGUUGGGAUUGUUGCGAGGGCUGCCGACUGGGCCUGGUAGUCGGCCCCAUGGGCAUGGGCUGCUCCUUCACGCGCUUCAAGCUAGGCCAGCCGUGGGAGAACAGUUUCGUGUCGUGCUGCAUCGACCGCUCGGCCGUGGAGCCGGCACUGCCGGCCGCCCGGCCCGUGCUGCCGGCCACCGCCGCCCACGGCCUCCAGUCAGACUCUGAGAACAUCUGUGACUUGUUCGUGGGCCAACUGUGCGCGCACAUCUGCGUCUCGGUGCCCGGCUCGUACCGCUGCGAGUGCCGGCCCGGCUAUCUGCUUGGUCCAGACGCCAAGUCCUGCACGCUGGACAGCGGAGCCACCAGGUGCCGGGACAGCAACCCGUGCGCUCAGCUCUGUUCCGCUUCCGACACUGGCACUGACGUGCAGUGCUCCUGCAGAAAGGGCUUUCAGCUGGCCCCCGACCAAGUGAACUGCCUCGAUGUGGACGAGUGUGUGGCCCGGCUGGACCAGUGCCAGCCCGGCCACAUGUGCUUCAACGAGCCCGGCUCCUACGGCUGCCUGGACCGCUCGUCGCGCGCCGUGUACAGGCCCGAUGGCGCCGCCGAGCAGCCCCACGACGACGACGACGGCGACGACGACGACGAGCAAGGGGACCUUGAGCUGCCGGCCCGGCCCGGGACUCCACAGUGCCCGGAUGGAUUCACGAUCAAUCCAGAAAACCAACUAUGCGAUGAUGUGGACGAGUGUCGGGACCCUGGCUCGUGCGGAGACAUGGCCUGCGAGAACUCGAUCGGCAGCUUCCAGUGCGUUCCACGCCGGAUGACCUGUCCUUCCGGCUUCGUCUUCAGCCCCGGCGUGCAGACUUGUGUCGACAUCGACGAGUGUCUGGAGGGCACGUCCAGCUGCCAGCCGGAGCGCCAGUUCUGUCUGAACACGCAGGGCGGCUUCACGUGCCAGGCGCGCCGCGGGCCGCGCGACUGUCCGGCCGGCUUCAAGUACGACACGUCCGCCGCCAGCUGCCUAGACGUGGACGAGUGUGAGGAGAAGAUAGACGGCUGCCAGCCGGAGACGGAGCGCUGCACAAACACGCUCGGUGGCUACGAGUGUGACGCACAGUGUCAGCCGGGCUUCGUGUUCAGCGCCACCAGCAGGGCGUGCACAGAUGUGGACGAGUGCGCCGAGGGCCUGGACAACUGCCCGCUGGGAGACGAGUGCAUCAACCAGAUGGGCAGCUUCAGGUGCCGGCCGCCAGCGCGCUGUCCGCCCGGCUACCGGCCCAGCCUCCUCUACGGCGUCGACUGCGAGGACAUCGACGAGUGCGCCGAGCGUCUGGACAACUGCACUCGCGACCAGGGCCAGCUGUGCCAGAACACCGACGGCGGAUUCAACUGUAUCGUCCGCUGCGAGCUCGGCUACCGCUUCUCCCCGGCCCGCGGAGGCUGCGCAGACAUUGAUGAGUGCGCCGAGGGUGUCGGCAACUGCACGGUGGCGACAACGUGCGUCAACACCGAAGGCAGCUACACGUGCCGACCCAACUGUCCCGUCGGUUACCGCGCCAGCCCCAGCGGCACCUGUAACGACAUUGACGAGUGCGCCGAGGGCACUGCCGACUGUGGCCGUGGUCAGGCCUGUCGGAAUCAGCCGGGCGCUUUUAGCUGCGUGACAAACACCACUUGUCCGGAAGGGUUCGAGUACUCGAAAGACGGCGCCGACUGUCGGGAUGUUGAUGAGUGCGUGGCGGGGACCGACGGUUGUGACCCGCGCUCGACAACCUGCUCCAACACUGAGGGCGGCUUCCUCUGCGUGCCGCUGCCGGCCAGCCGCUGCCAGCCUGGCUACAGGUUCAAUGACAUCCUACAGCAGUGUGCUGACAUCGACGAGUGCGAGGAGGGCACAGCCAACUGCCAGCCGGCGGCCGAGUACUGCGCCAACACGGCCGGUGGCUUCACGUGUCAGCGCCGACAGGAUGGCGUGCAGUGUGCCACCGGCUUCCGGCUCAACGCCACCUCCGGCGUCUGCGACGACAUUGACGAGUGCGCCGACGGCGUGCACUCGUGCCGGCGCCCGCUGCACUGCGUCAACAUCCGCGGCAGCUUCACGUGCACGCUGGCGGCCGCCGGGGACCGGUGCGCGGCCGGCAGCCGGCUGCUCGACGGACGCUGCGUCGACGUCGACGAGUGCCGCGAGGGCAGCCACCUCUGUGACCGGGCCACCGAGCGCUGCGUCAACGAGCGCGGCGGCUACCGGUGUGCGUCGGCGGCCGGCCCGGCGCCGGCCGCCGACUGCCCGCCGGGAUUCCGGCGGUCGGCGCCGCUGGGCCGCUGCGUCGACGUGGACGAGUGCACGGAGCGGCCGGACGUCUGCGGGCCGCACGGACGCUGUACCAACACCCGCGGACACUUUACCUGCCAGUGCCAGCUCGGCUUCAAGAGCGACACGCAGAGCACGCGCUGCGUAGAUGUGAACGAGUGCCAGCUGGACAUCCACAGCUGCGUGGACAACCAGCGGUGCGACAACACCAUCGGCUCCUUCUCGUGUAUCCGCACGGCCGGCUGUGGCACCGGCUACACGCUCAACUCGCAGCUGGGCAUCUGCGAGGACGAUGACGAGUGCGAGCUGGGACGAGACAACUGCGCUAGCCUCGGGCCUCAGUGGACCUGCAACAAUAUCGAGGGCUCCUUCCGGUGCGUCAAGAAGCGCUGCGGCUACGGCGAGCGGCUGACUGCUGACGGGAGCUGUGCUCCCAUCGACUGUCCACCGGGCUACAGGCCCGACCAGCGCGGCAAGUGCAAAGACAUUGACGAGUGUGAAAACGAGCCAUGCGGAGCCAACUUCCAGUGUGUCAACACGCCGGGCAGCUUCUCGUGCCAGUCGCGGCUGCAGUGUCAGCGCGGCUUCCGCGCCUCCGAGGACGGCGCCGUCUGCGUCGACAUUGACGAGUGCUCGGAGCCCCGCUCGCCGUGCGCCGCCGACCAGCUGUGCACCAACAAACCGGGCGGCUACGAGUGCUCGUGCCAGCCGGGCUACAUCGUCAACCGGUACAACCAGUGCGAGGAUGUGGACGAGUGCAGCACCUACGGAGACAAGGUGUGCGGCGGCAGCAGCCGGUGCGUCAACAUCCCCGGCUCGUACAUGUGCCGCUGCUCGGAAGGCUACAAACAGGGACAAAAUCCCAGGAUCUGUGUCGACAUGAACGAGUGCGAGGAGCGGCCCGGGAUCUGCCACCAGCAGUGUCACAACACGUGGGGCUCGUACCGGUGCGCCUGCGACAACGGCUACCGACUGCACUCGGACGGACGGAGCUGCGUCGACGUCGACGAGUGCGAGGAGGCGCGCGGGCUCAGCUACGGCAGCCUCUGCAUCGGCCUCUGCGUCAACGAGCCGGGCAGCUUCCGCUGCGAGUGCCCGGCCGGCUACGUGCUGGGACCGGAGGCGCGCCAGUGUCAGGACGUGAACGAGUGCUCGGCCGGCUCCGUGUGCGACUCGGACGAGGUGUGUCUCAACACGCGCGGCGGCUACCGCUGCAACCGCAUCGACUGUCCGCCCGACUACGAGCGUGACGACGCACACAGAAACCGCUGCAAGCGCAAGUCGCUCUUCUGUCGUGACGGUGAUCGCGCCUGCCAGCAGCGUCCGCUCAGCUUUUCCUACAACUUCCUGACGUUCGUCUCCAAGCUGCCGGUGCCGCGCUCGGGUCGCAUCGAUCUGUUCACCAUGCGCGGCCCGCUGUGGUCGCAGACGACCGUGCGCUUCGCGCUGCGGCUGGUGGAGGCGCGCGCGCCGGCCGGCGUGCAGCGCGCCGCCGAGCGCUUCUUCCAGCUGCGCCGGCUGCAGAGCAACCAGGCCGUGGUGUCGCUGGUGCGCUCCGUCGAGGGCCCGCAGGAGGUGGAGCUCGAGCUCACCAUGGACCUCUACCAGGGCAACCGGUUCAGCGGCAAGGCCGUCGCCAAGCUGUUCGUGUUCGUCACCAAGUACGAGUUUUAGGCGCGCGGCGUCAGCGGCCCAGUGGUCGCAGCAUGUGUGAAUGGGAGUAGUCGGACACGAGGCGGCGCCAGACGCCAGUAUUACGCACAUUAUCGAGCCGCUGUCCAUUUAUAGUGCAGUGUAUUUGUACGCUAUAAUAUCGCAUCGCUUCGGGUCAGUUAUCGAGCGGGGGGGGGGGGGGGGGUGAGCCGUCCCGGAAAUAUACUGACGUAUAAGUCACACAUGAAACGGUGCAUUGGACUCUACCGUAUGGCCUCUGCUGCGUGGCCUCUGCUGUAUGACCUCUGCUGCGUGGCCUCUGCUGUAUGACCUCUGCUCUGUCGUAUGAACGGGUGUCGGGCGCCCGACCCGUGCGCCGGUGCCACUGUUCUCUGCCCGGGGGCCGACAUCCCGGCGGCUCUGCUGACCUGUGACGUCUGAUAGCAAUAGCCUGAACAUCAGCGGAUCAACGCAGACUGUAACCCUGAGACCCAAAUUUGGCGCCAUUUUGAAAACGCAGAGCGCAUGAGUUCGUUGCGAGCCGCCGGUGCGGGCGGUCGGGGCGGGUGCUGAGCCGCCGGUGCGGGCGGUCGGGACCGGUGCUGAGCCGCUGGUGCGGGCGGUCGGGGCGGGUGCUGAGCCGCCGGUGCGGGCGGUCGGGGCGGGUGCUGAGCCGCCGGUGCGGGCGGCCACCCCGCGGAGUAGCAUCCAGCCGCGGCGAUAGCAGUCUAGUGUGCGUAGUGUAAGUGCGGCGGUAUGCUGUUGCGUGAACACUGAACAAUCCGAUGAGCAAUAAAUGUGACGCAAAAUCCAA